CCAACUACCUCCCACCUCUCUCUGCCCAUCUUUGUCUCCCCCCCAUCUCUUUUCCAUCCCUUCUAUCAGCUCUUUUUGACUUCUACUACUGUCAACUGGAAGCUUUCUUCUCUUUUGAUUGUUUUUUUUUCCCUUUUCCACGUCGCUCGUGACUCGAGUUUGCUGUCCCUUGGUAGCUAGGUCUAGCAACGUCCUGGGUAUCCAUUUCAGUUUACGUGAAUCGAUUGCAUAUCUACAGCGUUUGCAAAAAUGAGUUCGGAACCAGAUUAUGUUCAUGAAAAGAAGAGGGUAACCCUUAAUGAUCCUUCAGGCGGCGAGAAGAAAGAGGAGCUUGACACCUCCACGGCUAUUCUGAAGAAGAAGAAGAAGCCCAACUCCUUGAUUGUCACCGAUGCAGUCAACGAUGACAACUCUAUUAUCGCUCUCUCCAACAAUACCAUGGAGACGCUGCAGCUCUUCCGUGGCGAUACGGUUCUGGUCAAGGGUAAAAUGCGCAAGGAUACCGUUCUGAUUGUUCUUGCGGAUGACGACCUUGAUGAUGGGAGUGCACGUAUCAACCGUGUCGUGAGGCACAACCUCCGUGUCAAGCACGGUGAUAUGAUCACGGUGCACCCGUGUCCCGACAUCAAAUAUGCCAAACGUAUCGCUGUCCUUCCUAUCGCAGACACCGUCGAGGGUCUUACUGGAUCUCUCUUCGAUGUUUUCCUCGCUCCAUACUUCCGUGAGGCAUACCGGCCAGUCAGACAGGGUGACCUGUUCACCGCAAGAGGUGGUAUGAGGCAGGUGGAGUUUAAGGUUGUCGAGGUUGACCCUCCCGAGUAUGGUAUCGUGGCGCAAGACACCAUCAUUCACUGCGAAGGCGAACCCAUCCAACGUGAGGACGAGGAGGGAAAUCUUAAUGAGGUCGGCUAUGAUGAUAUUGGUGGCUGCCGGAAGCAAAUGGCGCAGAUUCGUGAACUUGUGGAACUGCCUCUUCGCCAUCCCCAACUUUUCAAGUCUAUCGGUAUUAAGCCCCCCCGUGGUAUCUUGAUGUACGGUCCUCCUGGUACCGGUAAGACUUUGAUGGCCCGGGCUGUUGCCAACGAGACCGGCGCCUUCUUCUUCCUAAUCAACGGUCCGGAGAUCAUGUCUAAGAUGGCCGGUGAGUCCGAGUCCAACCUGCGCAAGGCCUUCGAAGAAGCGGAAAAGAACUCUCCAGCCAUCAUUUUCAUUGAUGAGAUCGAUUCCAUCGCCCCCAAGCGUGAGAAGACGAACGGUGAAGUCGAACGCCGUGUCGUCUCCCAACUCUUGACCCUUAUGGAUGGUAUGAAGGCACGUUCCAAUGUAGUAGUCAUGGCUGCUACCAACCGCCCCAAUUCGAUCGACCCUGCCCUCCGACGUUUUGGCCGCUUCGACCGUGAGGUCGACAUUGGUAUCCCGGAUCCAACUGGCCGUCUGGAGAUCUUGCAGAUUCACACGAAGAACAUGAAACUUGCCGAAGAUGUGGAUCUUGAGGCUAUCGCCUCGGAAACACAUGGCUACGUCGGCUCCGAUCUCGCCUCGCUUUGCUCUGAGGCUGCCAUGCAGCAGAUUCGUGAAAAGAUGGAUCUGAUCGAUCUUGAUGAGGAUACUAUUGAUGCCGAGGUGCUUGACUCUCUCGGCGUCACCAUGGAGAACUUCCGCUACGCUCUCGGCGUCUCUAACCCGUCCGCCCUCCGUGAGGUUGCCGUGGUUGAAGUUCCCAACGUUCGCUGGGAAGAUAUUGGUGGCCUGGAGGAGGUCAAGCGCGAGCUCAUCGAAAGUGUGCAGUACCCCGUGGACCAUCCAGAAAAGUUCCAGAAGUUCGGUCUUUCACCUUCUCGUGGUGUGCUGUUCUACGGACCUCCGGGUACUGGUAAGACCAUGCUUGCCAAGGCCGUCGCCAAUGAGUGUGCCGCCAAUUUCAUUUCCGUCAAGGGUCCUGAACUCCUCAGCAUGUGGUUUGGUGAGUCUGAGAGCAAUAUUCGGGAUAUCUUCGACAAGGCUCGUGCUGCCGCUCCUUGCGUUGUCUUCCUUGACGAAUUGGACUCGAUUGCCAAGUCUCGAGGUGGCGCUGUUGGCGAUGCCGGUGGUGCUUCCGACCGUGUUGUCAAUCAACUUCUGACAGAAAUGGAUGGCAUGACAUCGAAGAAGAAUGUCUUCGUUAUCGGUGCAACCAAUAGGCCCGAGCAACUCGAUGCUGCUCUUGUGCGACCUGGUCGUCUUGACACUUUGGUCUACGUGCCUUUGCCUGACCAGGCUUCUCGGGAGAGUAUCUUGAAGGCUCAGCUUCGCAAGACCCCCGUCGCCCCCGAUGUCGACCUGUCUUUCAUCGCCAGCAAGACCCAUGGAUUCUCCGGUGCCGAUCUCGGAUUCGUCACCCAGCGUGCCGUCAAACUUGCCAUCAAGCAGUCCAUCACCGCUGAUAUUGAGCGCCAGAAGGAACGCGAGGCUGCUGGAGAGGAUGUCAACAACAUGGAUAUUGAGGAAGAAGAGGAGGACCCCGUCCCGGAACUUACUCGUGCUCACUUUGAGGAGGCCAUGGCAUCUGCAAGACGGUCUGUCAGUGACGUGGAGAUCCGCCGCUAUGAGGCCUUUGCUCAGAGUCUCAAGAACUCUGGAGGGAGCAGCUUCUUCCGCUUUCCCACUGCUGGCGAAGUGACUUCGAACCAGGAUGCGUUUGGGGAAGCCGGUAAUGACGACAGCCUCUAUGAUUAAAAUGGGUUUUCUAUUUGGUUGGGCCUUUUCAAAGUUGCUAGGUAGACUGAUCGGAGACUGGGUUAUGGGUUUGACCGUUGGAAAAUCCCAUCGAGAUUCCUGCCUUGAGCAUGAGGUUACGUGAUUCUCUUUGUUUUCCCUUGUUCGUUCUAUGGGAUUUCUGUUAUUUCUUUUCUUUUCUCAUGCUAUGUGCUAUAAUAUCCAAUACACAGGUAGAGAAUUGUUUCU
Molecule: messenger RNA, 2943 nt
Organism: Monascus purpureus
Lineage: Eukaryota; Fungi; Ascomycota; Eurotiomycetes; Eurotiales; Aspergillaceae
Source: the annotation of a GenBank genome assembly